AUGGAUAGAAGGUUAGCUUGGGUCACACAAUCCAUUGAUGCCUUGUAUUCUUUAAUAGAUAAAGAUCCUUCUAUACUACAAAAGAUUGAAGCAUCACCGUAUGUGCAUACGCCGCUUCAUGAAGCAUCAAUGUUUGGGAAAAUAGACAUGGCCAUGGACUUGAUGGUGUUGAUGCCAUCGUUUACGUAUAAACUAAAUACACGGGGAUAUAGUCCAUUGCACCUUGCCGUGGAGAACAAUCAAGUCGAGAUAGCACUAGAGCUAGUCAAGUUUGAUCCCAAUCUUGUUCGUCUUCGUGGCAGAGGAGGUGUGACACCACUACAUCUUGUAGUGGAGAAAGGUGGUGUCGAUCUCCUCACGGAGUUUAUCAUGGCUUGUCCCAAGAGCAUUUUGGAUGUAAACGUAAGCGGUGAGACGGCUCUACACAUGGCGGUCUUGAACGGCAGAUAUGAAGAGCUCAAAGUGCUUACGGGAUGGAUCGAAAGAAUACGCCAAAGGGAAGCUGCGUCUAUGGAGAAAGACAUCCUAAACAGAAAAGAUCGUGAGGGCAACACGGCGUUGCAUGUCGCGGCAUAUCAGAAUAAACAUCAGGCAGUAAAACCGUUGUUGAAAUGCCUCUCGCUUGACCGGAACAUCCAGAACAAAGAUGGUUUAACAUCCCUAGACAUACUUCGGGCCAACGGUCGGUACAUGGACAAAGAUACUGAAAAACUGAUAAGAAGUUGGGGUGGAAAGAGCAAAGCUGCUCUACCCAAAGUCAAGACAUCGUCUGAAUAUUUGAGAUCACGGGUUACGUUCAGGGAAUUUUGCUCCAUCCAAAUGACACGUUACAAGAGCGGCAUAUCAGAAGGAACCAGAAACGCGCUUCAGGUGAUAACCAUACUCAUCACCACGGCUACGUAUACAACAGCACUACAGCCACCAAGAUGCCUAAAAGACGACUAUUCAAGUAAUUACGGAGAAUUAAUAUGUCUACUACUUUGGGGAUUCAUUACGAUGUCUUUUUUUUUCUCUAUGUUUUUGAACUUCAUUCUCUUACCACCUGGUAGAGAGUACACUUGGUUCUAUAUCUUGAUCGCAACUCCUCUCUGCUGCUCUUAUGGGAUUGCAAUAUUGUUGAACGGCCAGACAAGAAUAUUCUUUCCAAUAUUCCUUGUGAUUGUGACUCUAAUUGGCUUUCUUUGUUAUCUGAUUUUCUUAUUCUUGAAGUGGAAAUUAGCUCUCCAGCUGAGGACAGUAAAGCCCAAAAGUCAGAUGGUUUUGGAAGGUUUAUCGACAAUAUAA
Molecule: messenger RNA, 1284 nt
Organism: Camelina sativa (false flax)
Lineage: Eukaryota; Viridiplantae; Streptophyta; Magnoliopsida; Brassicales; Brassicaceae
Product: ankyrin repeat-containing protein BDA1-like
Molecular function (GO): protein binding
Source: RefSeq, a predicted model, not a curated record